This is a messenger RNA of Chroicocephalus ridibundus (black-headed gull), 1205 nucleotides long. It is a transcript of the gene PARM1, whose product is annotated as prostate androgen-regulated mucin-like protein 1. Gene Ontology annotation, cellular component: early endosome; plasma membrane; Golgi apparatus. The transcript has 4 exons. NCBI's taxonomy places the organism in Eukaryota, Metazoa, Chordata, Aves, Charadriiformes, Laridae. The coding region runs from base 65 to 982 and encodes 305 amino acids. The record is from RefSeq and is a predicted model, not a curated record.
GGGCGGCGGCGGCGGGGCCGGGCGGUGCGUCCCUCCCGCCCCGGCCGCCAGCCCCGCCGGCACCAUGGGCUGCUGCUGCCGCCUCCUCCUCGCCCUCCUCCUCCUCCCGGCAGGACUGGGCAAUGACUCCACAGCAUCACCCCUCGCCCCCACCCGCCCUCCCUUCCCCUCGGAGAGGAUCCCGGUGGGGCCAGGCUCCAGGGAUGCAGAUGUCUCCACACCGGCUCCUCGCCAGCCUUCACUGUCCGUGUCCACAGGAGCUGCCAGAGAUGGGGUGUCCUCUGGGCUAGCGGAGAGGGACGGCCGCAAUGCCACCCCCACAGCAGCACUGUCCCCUGCUCCUGCCUCCAUCAACGUGAGCUCCACCGCCGCAGCCGCCAUCACCACAGCAGACAGCCCACCCGUGGCCUCCAACCCCAGCUCGGUGCCACCGACCUUGGAGACAGCCCCAGGUCUUCGGACAGCAAAUACUGCCACCUUGGCAAGAGGCACGAUGGAUUUGGGGGCAGCUGCCAGCCCCACGCGUAUACCUGCGUCCUCCUCCUCCUCCCUCCCCACCAGCGACCUGUACUCAUCCACUGGGACGGUCUUGUCCCCAACGCCUGUCCUCACGAACCCCCGCACGACCCAGCCACCGACGCCGACCAAGGAAUUCCCUUCCCUGGGGACGGUGGCCAUGGCAUCGAGCCUGGCCGUGGAGCCAACGUCCCCCCCAGUGACUGUGACUGACCCCACCACAGCCGAGGCCACGGCCAUGGGCAAAACCACCCUCUCCACCGGCGUCACCAUGGAAGAGGUUCCCCGUGCCUUGAGCGCAGGGAGCAUCGUGGCCAUAACCGUGACGGUCAUCGUGGUGGUGGUGCUGGUUUUCGGGGCGGCGGCGUACCUCAAGAUCAGGCACUCCUCCUACGGCAGGCUUCUGGAUGACCACGACUACGGCUCCUGGGGCAACUACAACAACCCUCUCUACGACGACUCCUAGCAGGGACGAGGAAAAAAAAAAAAAAGAAUAAUAAAAAAAAAAAUAUAUAUCCUUAAUUUAUAAGCGCUUCUGCAGCAGAGCAUCCGCUGUCGGGGAGAUGGCCAGGCACCGAGCCACUGCUGUGGGCAGGAUGACGGCGGGUCCGGCGGACGCCAGGCAACCGGAGGGCGUGCGUGUGUGCAGUGCCUACAAUAAACCUGAAUUUUGGCGUUUGUGUAGGAAA